AUGGUAGCAGUGAAUGAGAAAGUGAAGGGGUUCGCGGGGCACAGAUGGGUGGUGUUUGUGUGCGCGAUGUGGGACAUGGCAUUCGCAGGCACCUCUUACAUGUUCGGGAGCAUAUCGCCGGUGAUAAAGAGCAGCAUGGGUUUCAACCAGAAGCAGGUGGCGUUGUUGAGCGUGGCCAAGGAUUUGGGUGACAACGUUGGUCUUCUUGCUGGCAAAAUCAGCCUGUUUUCCCCCAUUUGGGCUCUCUUUCUCGUUGGGAUCUUCCAAAAUGUUCUCGGUUAUGGCCUUGUUUGGCUUCUCGUCACGCACCGCAUUCGGUCUCUGCCUUUCUGGCAGCUAUGCAUUCUAAUCUUUGUGGGGCAAAACGGGUCAACAUAUUACAACACUGCUGCCCUCGUUUCCAGCGUGCAAAGUUUCCCCGAGAGCAGAGGCCCCGUGGUGGGGAUUUUGAAGGGCUUCGUUGGCCUAAGCGGUGCAAUUUGGACUCAAAUCAUAGCCAUUAUGAAACUCCCUGACCAAGCCUCUCUCAUUUUCAUCAUAGCAGUUGGACCCGCAAUGGUUUCGUUAACCCUCAUGUUCAUCAUCAGACCCGUUCAGAGUUAUAAACAAUCUACAGCUUCUGAUGGGUCAGGUUUCAUGUUCAUCUACAGCAUUUGCCUUCUCUUGGCUGCUUACUUGAUGGGAGUUUUGUUGCUAGAAAACACGCUUGAUUUGGACCAAAGCACCAUCUCAUUGUUGGCCGUCAUUUUGAUCAUUCUCAUAUUGCUUCCAAUCAUUGUUCCCAUUCUGUUGGUUUUCUUCUCUGGACCCCAGAGUCCUGACCAAGAAGCCCUCUUGGAACCACCAAUGCUAGAAGCAUCUAAGUGUAAGAACGUGGUUGGGGAGAGUAGUAGUACUAAUAGAUCUACCAAAGUAGCCACACAUGUUGAAAAUGAGAAGAAUAUUCCUCCGAAGCUGGAGGUGCUUCCUUUGUCAGAAGGGCCAAGGGACAUGUUUCAGAUUCAAGCUAGGCUUUGGGAAGCUCUUGCCAAAGCUGUGAGGAAAAUCAAGCGAAAAAAUGGGCCCCAUAGAGGAGAGGAUUUCACCCUGUCACAAGCAAUGGCUAAGGCUGAUUUCUGGAUCAUGUUUUUCUCUCUAGUCAUGGGCGCUGGGUCAGGCUUGACAAUCAUAAAUAACAUGGGUCAGAUUUGCCAAUCAUUGGGAGACAACAAUGUGAAUGUCUAUGUGUCAGUUAUCAGCAUAUCCAACUUCCUUGGUCGUGUUGGAGGUGGCUACUUCUCAGAGGUUAUAGUGAGAAAUUUUGGGUACCCUAGACUUGUAGCAUUGGCUGUGAUUCAAGCAGUGAUGUCUUUGGGACUCUUCUACUACGUGUUGGGCUUGGCUGGACAAGUUUACGUGGUGGGCAUAUCGAACGGCUUUGGGUAUGGUGCUCACUGGUCUAUUGCUUUAGCAGCAGCUUCUGAGCUAUUUGGUGUGAAAAACUUUGGAACUUUGUACAAUUUUCUCACCAUGGCUAGCCCAGCAGGGUCUCUCUUCUUGUCUGGAUUUAUGGCAAGCACCAUAUAUGACUACUAUGCAGAGCAACAAGCAAAGCACCGAAUUGUUGGAGCCACCAAAUUGGCAAUGCCUUAUUAUGUCACUGCAAAUAACAAUGAGUUACUUGUUUGCGAGGGAAACAUUUGCUUCUCCCUCACGUGUGGAAUAUUGGCACUGGUUUGCUUGUGUGCUGCUUCUUUGAGCUCGGUCAUUUCUCACAGAACAAGGAGGUUCUAUGCACAACUUUAUGUGGAGUCUGGAAAGUGA
Molecule: messenger RNA, 1803 nt
Organism: Sphenostylis stenocarpa
Lineage: Eukaryota; Viridiplantae; Streptophyta; Magnoliopsida; Fabales; Fabaceae
Source: the annotation of a GenBank genome assembly